UCGCCGCUUCCAAUCCCCCCUCUCUCCUCUCCUCUCUUGCGUUUCUUCCCUCUCGGCUUCUCCUCCCUCUCUCUUGACGGCGAGCGGCUAUGGCGACGGUGCAGGCGGUGGCCAAAGGGACCCUGGUCUCGCCGUGCGGCAACCGGGCCGCAGGAUUUGGUGCCCGGCGGCGCGGUGCCGUGGCGGCCCGCAUGUCGCCCUGCGCGCCGGCGGCGGUGCAGAUCGGCAGGAAGAGCCUGUUUCUUGGCGCCAGGCUCACGGUCGGUCCCAGGAGAACGAAGCUCGUUCCUCGGAAUCUAGUCGCCUCACCGAUGCAGAUGAAUCUUGCGUUUGCGAAAUCCACCAAGUGGUGGGAAAAGGGUCUGCAGCCCAACAUGAGGGAGAUUGAGUCCGCCCAGGACCUCGUCGACUCGCUGGCCAACGCCGGCGACAGGCUCGUCGUCGUUGACUUCUUCUCCCCUGGCUGCGGCGGCUGCCGUGCCCUCCACCCCAAGAUUUGCCAGUUUGCUGAACAGAACCCAGAUGUGCUCUUCUUGCAAGUGAACUACGAGGAACACAAGUCCAUGUGCUACAGCCUCCAUGUCCAUGUUCUGCCCUUCUUCAGGUUCUACAGGGGAGCCCAGGGCCGCCUCUGCAGCUUCAGCUGUACUAACGCAACCAUAAAGAAGUUCAGGGAUGCGCUUGCCAAGCACAAUCCGGAUAGGUGUAGCAUUGGCCCAACCAGGGGCCUCGAGGAGUCUGAGCUGCUGGCCUUGGCUGCGAACAAGGACCUGGAAUUCACCUACACGAAGCAGCCAGAACCAGUUCCGAGUGGAGACAGGGAGGUCAUUGCUCCUGGGAGCCCAAGGCUUCCUCCACCGGCAAAACCAUUGGUUCGGCAGGGGUCCGGAGAGAGGACUUGGUCUCAUCAGGAAGAUGAGAUUGUGAUGUGACGACGGUCUAAAUGGGAUCGCGUCCAUCGGUUCUCUGUACAGUUUCUCGAUUGUUGUUGGUGUGUACAGAUUGUACUCUCUCAUGGUUGUGUAGAGUGCAGGCUUGAUAGAUUUUUACUACUUGUCAAGCCUGCCCCGCCUGUGUCUGCUAGAAGCGUAGAAGUAGAAGCAAUACUGUAGUAGUACCAGCAAGUAUUGUGGGUAAUCCUCUGCCAGUAAAUUGUAUGGUAGCUGAGUUAAUUUGAGUGCCAAUAUAUUCAGUUA
Molecule: messenger RNA, 1196 nt
Organism: Aegilops tauschii subsp. strangulata
Lineage: Eukaryota; Viridiplantae; Streptophyta; Magnoliopsida; Poales; Poaceae
Source: RefSeq, a predicted model, not a curated record